CACCCUCCCUCUCUAUCUCUGUUUGUGUCUCUGCUGUUCUGCUGCACGGGUUUGAGGACCACUGCAAGUUUGCUGUGGUCUGACGGCAGUAGGAUGGUAAUCAAGGAUGUAUUAUGUUCUUGCUGUAAGAAUGUGAGGCUGUAAUGUGAGAUCUAUCUUAAUAACACACAGGAGGUUUUACACAGAUCUUUCCUGCAUUGCUCCUCAAUCUGACUGCCCACGUGAGGACACAAAGUAGGCGCAGUGCUCCACUGGACAUGGAGAUGGUCGACGUUUGGUGGAACAUGAGGCUGGAUGUCUUGUUGGGUCAUUGACUAUUGAAGCUGCAGGGCGUUAGAUGCAUACUCAACCCACCUGAAUAUCCACUGCCAUCCAGUACUGUGAGUUUGAUCUCCAGGAUGACUGUGGUGGUUGCUGGAGAUAACAUGGAUGAGACAUCCUCCACUCUGCAGGGGCAUCCACAGGACUCACAGUAUUCCCCCGAGUGCUGCGAGCGAGUUGUUAUCAACAUCUCAGGGCUGCGCUUCGAGACACAACUCAAGACGCUCGCCCAGUUCCCCGACACACUACUGGGCAACCCCAAGAAAAGGAUGCGCUACUUUGACCCUUUAAGGAACGAGUACUUCUUUGACAGAAACCGUCCGAGCUUUGAUGCGAUCCUCUACUACUACCAGUCAGGUGGAAGGUUAAGAAGACCCGUCAAUGUACCUUUGGAUAUGUUCUCAGAGGAAAUUAAGUUCUAUGAGCUUGGAGAAGAAGCGAUGGAAAAAUUUAGAGAGGAUGAGGGCUUUAUUCGUGAGGAAGAGCGUCCCCUGCCGGAGAACGAGUUUCAGAGACAGAUUUGGCUGCUAUUUGAGCAUCCCGAGAGCUCAGGCCCUGCCAGAGGGAUCGCAAUAGUGUCCGUCAUGGUUAUUCUCAUUUCCAUCGUGAUAUUUUGCUUGGAGACUUUACCAGAGUUGAAGGAGGAUCCACACGGACGGCUCCAGGUGAUAGGCAACAGCACGUUCUACUUCAAACCAAAUAUUCUUACCGAUCCGUUUUUUGUCGUGGAGACACUCUGCAUCAUCUGGUUUACUUUUGAGUUGAUUGUCCGUUUCUUCGCUUGCCCAAGUAAACCUGCCUUCUUCAAAAACAUGAUGAACACGAUCGAUGUGGUGUCCAUCAUUCCAUAUUUCAUAACACUCGGAACAGAGAUGGCGGAGGACCCCGAGGGCGGAAAGGAGGCAAAGGGUGGAGGAGAGCAGGCCACAUCUCUGGCCAUUCUCAGGGUUAUCCGCUUGGUCAGGGUGUUUCGGAUAUUUAAGUUGUCCAGACACUCCAAGGGGCUUCAGAUCUUGGGCCAGACUUUGAAAGCCAGCAUGCGCGAGCUGGGUCUUCUCAUCUUUUUUCUUUUCAUCGGCGUCAUCUUGUUUUCCAGUGCAGUGUUUUUCGCUGAGGCUGAGGAAAAGGAUUCCUUCUUCACAAGUAUCCCAGAUGCCUUUUGGUGGGCAGUGGUUUCGAUGACAACCGUGGGGUAUGGAGACAUGUACCCUGUUACUAUUGGGGGCAAGAUAGUAGGCUCUCUAUGUGCCAUUGCCGGAGUGCUAACGAUUGCGCUUCCAGUGCCUGUGAUUGUGUCCAACUUUAACUAUUUCUAUCACAGAGAAACCGAAGGUGAUGAACAGGCACAGCUCCUCACGGUGAGCAAUCCGAACAUCGCGUCCGAUUCUAACUCCAGUCGUCGCAGCUCGUCUGUCGUCAGCAAGUCAGAAUACAUGGAGAUUGACGACGACCUCAAUAACAGCAUUGAUAAUUUUCGCGAGGCGAACCUGCGAACUGGGAACUGCACAGUUGUGAAUCAGAAUUGUGUAAAUAAGGGGAAGCGUCUCACAGAUGUAUAGAUUUCCAAUGUCGUUCUAGGCCAUUAAAGGACGCCCCCGGCUGUAUAUAGUGUACUCUAUUCAUAUAUCAUAGUGCUUUAACAAGGCCUCUGAUAAUGUGUUAUUUCAUUGCGUAUGUUUUAUCUCAAGUCCACGAGAGUUGCUUUGAUUCUGUCUGAAGAACGGUAGUCUAAAAUCUGCCUAUGGAUACCAAAUAUUAAAUAAUUAAAAGACAGAAUAACUAUUAUAUGUACUUGGGUUAGAGUACUUGCAUAUAUAAAUGACUUUACAUUUUGCAAUGUACCAUAUCCCAAAAAAAUGAUCAGUUAUUCAGUGACUUUGCAAAAAUAAGUAACUAAUACUUUCUUGUCCCAUAUGUUGACCAUUUAUUUAUUUGCUCAUUGUAGGUUAUUGUAAACCAUGUACAAACUGAAUGUUGAUUAAUUAUGCAGAUCAUGGCAUGUUUUAUGAAACGUUGAGGUCUGUUUGAUAUGGUACUAUGUAUCCUGCUUUAAUUAAUACAUGACAUCAAUACGAACUUUAUCACGUAUAGCCAAGCCGACAGCAUAACUCUAAUGAAUUACAACCACUGCCCACUAAAAGCACAACUUUCUUUAACAUCUCUAAAAACAAAGUAUUUAAAGUCAGUUCCAGGCAGUAUUACAUUUUAAAAGUAUGACUUUAUUAGUUAAAGUUUUUUAAAUGUACAUAUUCGGUUCUGCGCUUAAUUAAUCAUAAGAUCUCUUUAUCUAUAUUAAAUAAUUGUAAUUAUUAUAUAUUAUACUUAAUACAUUAUAAUUGUAUAUUUAAUAAUUAUUAUUUAAAUGAAUAAUUUAAUAGUGCCUUCAGUCCUCUAACUGGCAUAGAGUGUCUCAACAUGCAAUAGUUACUGUAAAACAUUUGCAUACUGUAUCUUAUCACACAUGAUGUGUCGAGGGAUAUUCCAGGACCACUGGGGUUGAAUUUCAGGAAACGGUCCCUCAACAUCCUUGUACAUACAAUAGAAGGUCAUCUCGCUGGAUCAGGCAUUGCUUUACAAAGAAAUGUGAGACAUGAAGUGUUUUUUUAUUUAUUUUUUUUUACGUCUAUGUAUUCUUUUGUAAUGGCUUUGUUUUGUUCAUUGGUUUCUUUGGAUCUACCUCAGUGAGGUCAUGCAUAGUAUGCUUGUGAAUGCAAACUUCAUAUCCUCUUAAAUUAUCCAGUGAAAUUAUGGGGAGUGUGGGAGGGGGGUUGGUGGGGGAAAGAGUAUGCAAUGGGGGUGAAACAAUUUAUUUCAAAAUAAGAGUCCAUAAAAUAAUAAUUACAAAGUUCAAAAAGUGAUGCUAAGCACAAGCGCUAAUAGUGCUAUAUUAUACGCACAGGUCUGCAUCAGGGACUGUAACUAGUAGAAACUGCCAUUACUUAAAAUAUCCAUAACAAUGUGAGUCGAGAUCUAAAAUUAACACCUUUAAUCUGAGUGUAAAUGUUGUCUAUCAAAACCUAAUGCACUUUAAUUUAAAUGAGAAUUUUAUGUAACGAGAAUGACUAAAAGAGCGAAAGGUGAAAUAAAGAAUCUAAAAACA
Cyprinus carpio (common carp) is the source of this 3421-nucleotide messenger RNA. It is a transcript of the gene kcna1b, whose product is annotated as potassium voltage-gated channel subfamily A member 1b. NCBI's taxonomy places the organism in Eukaryota, Metazoa, Chordata, Actinopteri, Cypriniformes, Cyprinidae. Gene Ontology annotation, molecular function: protein binding; delayed rectifier potassium channel activity. The record is from RefSeq and is a predicted model, not a curated record. Gene Ontology annotation, cellular component: neuronal cell body; voltage-gated potassium channel complex; membrane. Gene Ontology annotation, biological process: potassium ion transmembrane transport; protein homooligomerization.